CAGGGGGAAAGCCCGCAAGCCCCCUCGCGUGUUCGUGCGCGUUCCGGGGCUCGCUCGCUCGCUCGGUGGGCGGAGUUUGGGCGUCCUCAAGUCUCGGGUUCGCUCCACCGCACACCGGACUUGGAACUAAGCAAAGCCGCGAGCCUUCAUCUGCGCCAUGGCCGCCGCCACGUGCACGCGCUUCACCGACGAGUAUCAGCUGUACGAGGAACUCGGCAAGGGAGCCUUUUCAGUGGUGCGUCGCUGCGUCAAAGUGUGCUCGGGCCAAGAGUACGCCGCCAAGAUCAUCAACACCAAGAAACUCUCGGCCAGAGAUCACCAGAAGCUGGAACGAGAGGCUCGCAUCUGCCGCCUGCUCAAACACUCCAACAUUGUCCGUCUCCAUGACAGCAUCUCGGAGGAGGGCUUCCACUACCUCCUUUUUGAUCUUGUGACAGGAGGCGAGCUCUUUGAGGACAUCGUGGCAAGGGAGUACUACAGCGAGGCAGACGCCAGCCAUUGCAUCCAGCAGAUCCUGGAGGCGGUGCUUCACUGCCAUCAGAUGGGUGUGGUCCACCGAGACCUCAAGCCAGAGAACCUGCUCUUGGCCAGCAAGUGCAAGAACGCAGCGGUGAAGCUGGCAGACUUCGGACUGGCAAUCGAGGUCCAAGGAGACCAGCAGGCCUGGUUCGGCUUUGCGGGAACCCCCGGGUAUUUGUCUCCUGAGGUCCUGAGGAAGGAAGCCUACGGGAAGCCAGUGGACAUCUGGGCUUGCGGUGUGAUCCUGUACAUCCUCCUGGUGGGCUACCCUCCCUUCUGGGAUGAAGACCAGCACAAACUCUACCAACAGAUCAAAGCGGGAGCCUAUGACUUCCCGUCUCCAGAGUGGGACACAGUGACACCUGAAGCCAAAAACCUCAUCAACCAGAUGCUGACCAUCCACCCGGCCAAGAGGAUCACGGCCCAGGAGGCCCUCAAGCACCCGUGGGUCUGCCAACGUUCCACAGUGGCGUCCAUGAUGCACAGGCAGGAGACGGUGGAGUGCUUGAAGAAGUUCAACGCCCGCAGGAAGCUAAAGGGCGCCAUCUUGACCACCAUGCUGGUGUCCAGGAACUUCUCUGUGGGUCGUCAGACGACGGCACCGGCGUCUGUCAGCGGUGUGACGGGAAGCGGAGGUGGCAUCGCAGAACAAGCGGCCAAGAGCCUCCUCAGCAAGAAGGUCGACGUCAAGAGCAACAGCAGCAGCAGGAACAACAACAACACAAACACCAAAGUCAACAACUCGGUGACGUCUGCUGCACUGGAGCCUCAGACUACCGUAAUCCAUAAUCCGGUAGACGGGAUCAAGGAAUCGUCAGACAGCAGCAACGCGACCAUCGAGGAUGAAGAUGUAAAAGCUCGCAAGCAGGAGAUCAUCAAGAUCACGGAGCAGCUGAUUGAAGCCGUCAAUAAUGGCGACUUUGAGGCCUACGCGAAGAUUUGUGACCCGGGCCUGACAUCCUUCGAACCCGAGGGUUUGGGGAAUCUGGUGGAGGGGAUGGACUUUCAUCGCUUCUACUUUGACAACUUGUUGUCGAAGAACACCAAGCCCAUCCACACCACCAUCCUCAACCCACACGUCCACAUGAUGGGUGAUGAUGCGGCGUGCAUGGCCUACAUCCGCCUGACGCAGUUCGUGGACGCCGGCGGUCGUCCACGCUCAAGCCAAUCGGAGGAGACCAGGGUGUGGCAGCGUCGCGAUGGACGCUGGCAGAAUAUUCACUUUCACUGCUCAGGAGCUCAAGCCGCACCGCUGCGGGCCUGAGCCACACGUUUGGACAGCUGGGCAGGAUGCUACAGAGCAGAGUUUGACGUCCCGCUUUGUCCCACCUCUCCCGCUUAUGUGUGGUGCCCCCACCGUUCCCUAGCGGACUUGAUGUUGACGCUUCUUGGUGGUGCUCUUGUGCUUUAACCAGACAUACCUUACAUAUGUAAAUGCCGUAUUGGAUGUGGCAAAGUGAAGUCAGGGGUGUCAAACUGGAGGCCCUGGGGGGCAGAUCCAGCCCAAUGCAUCAUUUUGUGUGGGCCCGCUUAUGUUUUCGCACACACAAAAAAAAAAAAAAAAAAGGAUUUAAAAUUUCUGUAGUAUAAAAAUCGGACAAUAUUUCAAUUUUUUCCCCGGUCUUUAGCAAAAUUAGAAAAACUAAAACCCAAAGAAAAAAAAUAUUUAGAUCUUUAUUCCUUUAUUUUUAAAUUAAAUCAAAAAAUAAAAGGUCACCGAUUUCUCCAAUUUUGUUCUUUGCAAUUAAAAUAAAAAUGUAUAUGAAAAUGUAUGAAUAAAUGUAUAAAAUAAAUUAAAAAUAUAAAAAGAGAAUAUUUAAUUGUGUUCCCUUGUUUCAGAUUAAAAUAAAAUAAAAUAAAUCACCCUCCACCCAGUCAAUGGCAGCCAGUGAGUUAACCGCAACGUUGCCACAUUCAAUAUGACUGCAACUCUGGAUAGUAUGUACUGUAUGUCUCUGGUGUUUCCGACCGACCUCUCCUACUUCCUGCUCGUCGCAUGACUCUUCGUCCUCCUCCUGCACGGCAUCAUUCGCCCCUUUGCGCAUGUCGCGCGGCGUCGUUACGACGAUGGCGAGACACACGUGCGAGAGUUUCAAGUGCAUGAAGUUGUCAUGUUCGUCAUCUUUUCAGACAGUUACUGAACUUUUUGCUUCUCGGUGGACUUUGUAGCCGUUUGUGUGCAUGAAGAACAUGAAAAAGUCAAGAACCGCUUAAAAGUACUACGUUGGCAACAAUACUUUGUUUUUUUUUAAGAACUCUUUGACUGUCAUUGAUAGUGAUGGACAACAAUGGCGGCCAAAGAGUUAAUGUAUGUUUUAAUAUAUGUUUCUUUUACCAACUACCACAACGCAUAUUCUCUGUGAAUACUAUAUUCAUACUGGCAGAGUAUGAGUUACCCAUACAUUUGUCUCGUUGUUGUCAUUUUUACAAUUUGAAGCUGUAACAUCAAAUUACUACAAAUUUUAAACAAUCUCAAAAUUUAAAAUUUCAGUUUUACAUACGUGAGGUUUUGUUGGUAAUGAUCUUUAAUGAAGUGUUUUGUUGCCCUAAAUGAAUAAGAUAAUAUUGUGAAAACUUGCAUAUUGUAAAAUAAAUUAAUAUACAGAGUGAUUCAAAAAGAACGUGCCAAGAUCAUCAUUUAUUCAUUUUAAAAUCAUUGAAAUAGACUGAAUUAUUACUUAUAAAUUAAUUAAAUUAGUUUAAAUUAAUCAACUAUUUGAUAAUUUAAUUUUUAAAAAUUUGCCAAGUAAUUUUAACAAAUUAAAAGUCAUAUCGACUUGAUGUUGUCCAUGCCAUUGGUGGUGGUCACAUUGAACACUUGAGCAUGAAAUAAAAACUUGAAGGUAUAUACAAUACUUGUAUCCAGGUAGUUGUUGGUUUUUUUUGGUUUGUUUGUUUUUUUAAAUAUACCCCAAUGGUUUUGGCACAUUCUUUUUGAAUCACCCUGUAUAGUAAUUGUGCCUUGACAAGGAUAGUGAUAACCUCUCGGUUUUUUUUAGACAAAUUGUUAGGUGAAUCAGUAAAACAAAUGGCAUGUGUUAUUUACCUAGUACUGUAUUAGGGCAGGGGCGUCAAGAUUUAUGCAAAAGAGAAAAAUAGGGCAUGCUGGGGGUCGUAAUGUUGCUGCAACUUUGCUCUUAUCCUAAAGAGGACGCCCAAGUACCAAUUGUCAGUCACAUUCUUCUGCUCUGCUCAUUUAGGUUGACAAAAUUCUUUUAGCUAAGCGUUCUAUACUGGCAGCGAAUGAGUUAACCAUACAUUUUUUUCAAUUUUGGAUCAAAAUUUUUUUGAAAUAUAAUUGGGGGGGGGGGGGUCCCAAAUAUCCCAGUUUAAAAAAUAUUUAUUUGAAAGAUUAUCUCUACCUAUGAGU
This is a messenger RNA of Corythoichthys intestinalis (scribbled pipefish), 3889 nucleotides long. RefSeq names its product calcium/calmodulin-dependent protein kinase type II subunit beta (gene camk2b2). NCBI's taxonomy places the organism in Eukaryota, Metazoa, Chordata, Actinopteri, Syngnathiformes, Syngnathidae. Bases 158 to 1783 code for a protein of 541 amino acids. Gene Ontology annotation, molecular function: ATP binding; calmodulin binding; calcium/calmodulin-dependent protein kinase activity. Gene Ontology annotation, biological process: protein phosphorylation. The transcript has 21 exons. The record is from RefSeq and is a predicted model, not a curated record.